GUUCAUACGUAGGCAGCUAACGGAGCUGUGUGGUGUCGCGGUCGUUUCAUUUCAAAAGUGAAGUGUUCAUCGUUCUUUGCAGUCGUGAAAAUUUUUUGUUCCCCGAUUUCGUUCCUUCAUUCGUCGCGAUUUGUCGAGUCCGCAAAAUACUGGUGUGUCGGAAGCAGUGUUCCCUAAGUUGAUUGGAAUUAUCCGCAAUACAAUCAAGUGCUCCAUGGAUAUAUGAAGUGCCCUUUUGUGGAAAACGCAGAAAGAAUCCGAAAAUGUUAAUUGAUCUGUAGCAGAUCCACAGACGAGUGUGAGAAGGGCGUGUGAAUGAGAAAGCAGCGAGGCUUACACGCACACGUAUUCACCUUCGGUGCCCGAAAAUCGGUGGCUAGAUGAACGUCAUUCGUCGAUGUGACCGUGGUCACAUUUUGGACUACCAUCAUAUUAAUUACCUCCGGUGUUCGUCAACAGUGGCUACCAGUGCAAUUACCCAACAUCAACAAAUCACGCUGUGUGGUGUCACAAAAAACUGAUGUUACGAAUCAGAGUUGCCAUCCGUAACUUCGCUUAGCACAACCACCCUCAAGAGUGCAGUUUUAAUACCAUAUAGGUACGAAACGAAGAGUGUUUGUUCUCUGUGCAUGAUUGUGUUGUUUUAUUUGUGCUAGUGUCUUCGUUUAAGUCAUAAAUUGAGAAGGAAAAUUGAAGUCAAAAAGUAUGCGCAAUGAAGAAAUAAAAAGGUGUAGUGUAGGGUAACGAAAGUUUUAGCUGCUUCUUUUAAGAGGUGCAUUUUGUUCAACUAUUUGCACUAGUGCAAAGUGUUAAGUGAUGUUUCACCAGUACACCUAAUAAAAAAAUUAGCUCCAUCAUUGUGGGCCAAAACUUUGUGUUGUUAGCAAUAAUAUCAAAGUAAAGGUAACAUCGAAGAAGCUCGUGGAUUAAAAUAACAGGCGAACAUACAUUCAUGUGUACUAGUAUGCGUUGUUAUUGUAAAAUCACGACGGUAUGAAAUAAUCUGCCGCAUCCCAUUCUGAAGUUUUCGAUGUACUAAAGGAAAACGAAACAAGCAACAUCGAAGAUAGAUAGAUGGACGCGAGGGCAAACGAAAAAGAAACAGCAUAGUUGCGAUAGCGGUUUACAUAAAUGCAAAGUGUGGUUGGUGGCUGGAGGCACAGAUUUGUCACCAAGCUGCUGGAACAGUAGAAAAAAAUGAACAAAUUGGAACAUUCGCGACGGAAUACCACGCAGAAGAUACGUAUCACAAUUCUAUGCGCUCGUAACUUGCUCCGAAAGGAUUAUUUUCGGCUCCCAGAUCCGUUUGCUAAAAUCCGAGUAGAUGGCACACCUCAGGAAUACAAGACGGAGAUUUUUAAGUCGUCAUUGGAACCACGAUGGAAUACCCAUUACGAUCUGUUCCUGGGGAAGAACGACAACAUCACGAUAUCGAUCUGGAACCAACGCAAGGUUCAGAGACGGCAAGGUUCGGGAUUCCUUGGAUGCGUGCGCAUUGUGGCCGGCACGAUACAGCGACUCAAAGAUACAGGGUACCAACGACUAGAGCUGUGCAAAGCCUCACAAGAUGACCCGGAACCGGUAAAGGGUCAAAUCAUUGUUUCUCUCAUGUCCCGCGAUGCUACCACUGGUGGUACUCCACUGGCAAUAGUCGGACCAACCGGCGACGUUCGUGGACCGGACGACGAUGAGAAAAUAGCUAAAGACGAAUUGCCCCCUGGAUGGGAGGAGCGCUUGACACAAGAUGGACGCGUUUACUAUGUGAAUCAUGUCACCAAGACGACUCAGUGGUCUCGCCCCACGGAACCGGCUGGUACGGUACCGCCAGCACUAAGCAACGGAAGCAGUAACAACAGCAGUGCCGACUCGAUCCCGCCAGGUCCGUCAAAAUCUGCGACCAAUAAUAGUAUCAAUAGUAUUCAGUCCAACGACUCCGGCAGCCGAAGGCACUCGGCGGAAAUAAUGCUCAACAACUCCAACAACAAGGAGAACUGUAAUUCAAAUAAAGAACGGAUAAAGGAUUUGGACACUAAUAAUACGGGGCUUUUAAAUGGUGGAUUAUUAAGUACAGUUGGAGGGGGAGGAUUGGGUCGGCAUGAUGCAAAAAGUCCCGUGCGAACACGGGACGAGAGUAUACUGAUUACACCCAGUUCUAGCACUAGUCCGCUUAGUGAGAUCAAUAGUCCAGUGACACCGAAGACGAACACAGAACUUUUAACACCGAGAAAUUCGGGGUCUGCAAGGGAACCUCCACCGCUAGCAGGUCUGCCAAAUGCAAUAGGUUCACUGUCAAUCGAUCCGUCCACAUUGCGAACAACGCAGUCUAAUGGAAAUAUUUCUAAUGUGCACUGUAACAUGGCAUCUAGUAGCGUGAAUAGCAACAAUAAUCACAACGGCAAUAGCACAAAUGCAAACAAUACGAGCGCCAAUUUUUCACCGUUGAAUAAUUCCAAUUCCAGUAAUACCAGUAACGGAAUGCUGAUGAAUGGCACAACCAUUUCCAAUUGCAAUAACAAUAGUUCGAAUAGCAAUGCCAAUAGCCAUUCGCCCACACAUGGAGCCACUGGUUCCGCCAGGGACAACGGCAACACAAGUAAUUUGGUUGUUCAACAACAACAACAUGUGCCUUCGUAUUUACCCGCGCCGAACUGUAAUCUAUCAAAUGGUAAUAUUCGAGUUUUGGACAGCAGUUCGAUUGAGGUGCAGUCCGUUCCAGGACGAUCACAACCUCAACCUCAACAACCAGCACCCCCAGGAGGAGGAGGUGAUGGAAGUCGGGAAUCAUCAGCACAACGAACACGCCGUUCCUCUCGCAACGCGGAGGAACCAUCUUCACGUAGGCGAUCAUCGAGAACGGCGCGGCCCCCGCUUGUGAUGCCGCCACCACAGACACGUGGUAGCGCUCCACUGGUACGGCCUGCCGUAGAUUUACCUCCCGGAUAUGAAAUGCGAACAACUCAGCAAGGACAGGUCUACUUCUAUCACAUACCAACCAAGAUGUCAACUUGGCACGAUCCUCGGAUUCCUCGUGAUUUUGACACGCAAAAUAUUGCUCCGGAAACAUUAGGCCCGCUUCCACAUGGUUGGGAACAGCGUAAAACUGCCUCGGGACGGGUGUACUUUGUCGAUCAUAAUAAUCGAACUACUCAGUUCACCGAUCCUCGCCUGAAUGGACACAUUCUACAUAUGAUUCGUAAACAGGCACAACAAACAGCGCCAGUAGCAGCGGCCGGACCUAAUUCCAGUCCAGCAGGCCCUAGCGGAUGCUCUUCACCAGCAGCUGCUGCUGCCCUUAGCUCUCUUUCCGGUGCAGGACCACAGGUUUCGAACGGAGCGUCUCCAGUCACACCUGGCAAUUCUCGCUUGAUGUUGGGUCCAGAAACUACCGCUUCCAGUCUACCAAUGGACACAACACCCCAUCGAACAGCACCAAGCAAUAUUGCAGAUCUUCCGCAAGGUUUGCUGGACGGUGCCGAAUUGUUACCCAAGUAUCGACGAGAUUUGGUUGGAAAGAUACGAUCGCUAAGAGCUGAAUUGCAAACGCUUCAACCACAAUCGGGCCACUGUCGUUUGGAAGUAUCCCGACAUGAAAUCUUUGAGGAGAGCUACAGACUGAUAAUGAAAAUGCGACCACGUGACAUGCGUAAGCGACUGAUGGUAAAAUUCAAGGGCGAAGAAGGACUGGAUUACGGAGGUGUAGCGCGAGAGUGGCUUCAUUUGUUGUCCCGAGAAAUGCUGAACCCUCAGUAUGGGUUGUUUCAGUAUAGUGGUGAUGAUCGAUACUCGUUGCAGAUUAACCAAGAUUCUGGAAUAAAUCCCGAUCAUCUCUCGUACUUCCACUUUGUGGGACGGGUACUUGGCAUCGCAGUGUUUCACAAUCACGUACUGGAUGGAGGCUUUACGCUUCCUUUCUACAAACAGCUGCUCAAUAAACCCAUUACGCUGAAUGAUAUAGAGGAUGUCGACCCGGAUCUGCACAGGAGUUUGACCUGGAUACUUGAAAACAAUAUCAACGGAGUAAUAGACUCGACGUUCAGCGUAGAAAAUAACAGUUUUGGAGCCCUCAAGGUACACGAGCUCAAGUCAAACGGUGCGUCACUGCCAGUUACCGAAGACAACAAACGCGAAUACGUGAAACUUUACGUAAACUAUCGAUUUAUGCGAGGAAUCGAACAGCAAUUCUUAGCUUUAUCCAAAGGUUUUGGCGAGCUAAUACCAAGCCAGCUUCUGCGACCGUUUGACGAACGAGAAUUGGAGCUAGUAAUCGGUGGAAUAAGCAAAAUCGAUGUCAACGAUUGGAAGGCCCACACACGACUGAAGCAGUGCACACAGGAGACACCACAAAUAUUGUGGUUCUGGCAGAUUGUGGAAUCCUACUCACCGGAGAUGCGUGCCCAACUGCUGCAGUUCGUGACCGGAUCCUGCCGAGUACCGCUACAAGGUUUUCGUGCUUUGCAAGGUUCUACCGGGGCCGUUGGUCCCCGGCUGUUCACGAUUCAUCUGACCGCGGACGCUCCACUUCAAAACCUUCCGAAAGCGCACACCUGUUUCAACAGGAUCGAUCUACCAAUGUACGACUCAUAUCAGCUGAUGUACGACAAACUAACGCAGGCCGUUGAGGAGACGUGCGGAUUCGCUGUGGAGUAGGGCUUGUAUCGCUCCGUGUGGAUAUUCGAUCAAUAAAAAAAUCUACUGAAUAAAUCAAUCGACAUGCGCCUAGCAAGAAGGCGAUAAAAAUGAGUUUAUAUUUUCAGUGUAAUUGAACGAAUAGGAAACGAAAUGUAGUGCUGAUUUUUUCUCUUUCUACAGAGUAUAAGAGGAAUUAAUGAAUUCUACACCCAUUAAAAUUUCGCGAAAGAUCGAAAUAAAUACUCGUUAGAACUGCCUUUGAGGGAACAUUGACUUUGAUCAUUUUUUUAGAUAACAAAGCCAAUUAAAAAAAAGUGUUCUAACAACCGUACAAUUUUUCAUGCUAGUGAAGGAAAAUCUAAUAAUCAAAUGUCGGAAAAUCAAAUGAAGUCAUCAGUAGUGAACCAAAUCUAGACAACUAAAAUUAAAGCAGUUUUUCAUUAGCAAUUGUUACACAGUUGAACACCAUAGCUCAACUUUUUUUUUAAAUUUACACAGAAAAGAAAAUCGAAUAUCGUUAACUUUUUCACACCAUUUAUAGAACCUUUUUGACCUCAAUUCUAACGCGAGAGUUUUGGCAGAUGUUUGGAACUUUUUUGGCGAAAUAUUCGAUUGUCUAGUAAAUCGGUUAAUCCAAGUGAGUGAUAUUUUACGAUUUUGAAAUUUUAUAUCGGAAACAAAAAAAAACGACGAAAAAAUAAUGAGAUUAUUAUCAUCUAAUAGAUAAACAAUAUCAUCUAAUUGUUCCGCGUAAAUUGUUUUGUUGAUUCAAAAGGUAUAAAUAACACUUCAGUAAGUCGUUCAAUCGAACUGGAUGGGGGAUUUUAUCAACUAGAUAAAAAUAAAAAUUUGAACAUAUUUAUUGUAGGAAAAAGUUUUACAAUUUUCAAUCAUUUAGAACACUACCACAUAUUCUUAUCCAUAAGAAAAGUAGAGUGAUUCAUUGAUAUUUUGUUAAAAACUUGUUAAGUAGCAUUACAAUGUAUACAUGAAGCAACAUUUGGUAUGUAUAUCACGAACCAGAGUGACGUUUUUAGUAAUCCUUAACCAAUGUAUAAUUUAAGACUCAAAUCCCCUUUUUGUACAUAGAAACAUGAAAAGUCACAUAUUGAUAUCUUUCGGAUAGCUUGGACGAUUCGAUCAAUAAAUUUAGGAGUUGUAUUCGAAUAUGAAACAUGAAUCAUCCUCCCAUUAGCUAGGAAUAUGUUUAAUUCGAACCACGAGUAAGGCGUGCCCGUACGUGCUAUUUUGUUGAGUUCAAUUGAUUCCAGCCAGACAAUAUGGACGGAACGGAUAGGAAUAGAUAGAAUUAUUUCGUGUGAACUUUGCUGGUUCUAUGUCGUUAGCAUUAAUGCUAGUGGGAUCUUAUUUAACAUGCGUAAACAAUACGUUUCCUCGAAAUAAGCGGUCAGAAUCAAUCUAGCUCUAUGCGAUUGUGGAAUGUAGCGUUCAGUGUCAGCAGUGCAGCAUGAAGAAGUUUACGUUGGUUUAUAUAUAAUCGAUAUAAACGUAAGAAAACCAACAACAUAUAUAAAUAUUAUUGUAAAUUAUAUUAAAACAUUUUAUACAGUUA
This is a messenger RNA of Topomyia yanbarensis, 6202 nucleotides long. It is a transcript of the gene Smurf, whose product is annotated as E3 ubiquitin-protein ligase SMURF2. The record is from RefSeq and is a predicted model, not a curated record. The coding region runs from base 1198 to 4647 and encodes 1149 amino acids. The transcript is spliced from 13 exons. NCBI's taxonomy places the organism in Eukaryota, Metazoa, Arthropoda, Insecta, Diptera, Culicidae. Gene Ontology annotation, molecular function: protein binding; ubiquitin-protein transferase activity. Gene Ontology annotation, biological process: ubiquitin-dependent protein catabolic process; negative regulation of BMP signaling pathway.